AAAUUACAAUAACAAUAGAUAAACCUUCCUUCUCUUCCUUAACUCAAAAGCCUCUCUCUCUUUCUCUCUCUCUCUCUCCUCCUAACACUGUUCACUUACUUCACCAAUCAAUAAAGCAUCAUCCUCCAUUUCACGAGAUCUUCUUCUUCUCUUCAAUCUAGGGUUUCCAGAUCUCAAUCUCUACCUUGAAUCCGUUCCUCAACCAUGAAUCAGGAGAAGCUAGGGUUCUUCACCCUCUCGUUUCUUCUGAUCCUGAGUCCAGCGCUCUGUAGAUUCGUCGUGGAGAAGAACAACCUCAAAGUCACAUCACCGGACUCCAUCAAAGGUAUUUACGAAUGUGCCAUUGGGAACUUCGGAGUUCCUCAGUACGGUGGUACUUUAGUCGGCACCGUUGCAUAUCCCAGAUCGAAUCAGAAAGCUUGUAAAAGCUACAACGAUUUCGACAUCUCCUUCAAAUCUAAGCCCGGGGGCUUACCCACUUUUGUUCUCAUCGAUCGUGGAGACUGUUUCUUUACUUUGAAAGCAUGGAUAGCUCAACAAGCUGGAGCAGCAGCGAUUCUUGUUGCUGACAACAAAGCAGAGCCCUUGAUCACAAUGGAUACACCUGAAGAAGAUAAAUCCGAUGCGGAUUAUCUUCAAAAUAUUACCAUUCCUUCAGCUCUCAUCACCAAGUCUUUGGGAGACAGUAUAAAGUCUGCUCUCUCCGGUGGGGACAUGGUGAACAUGAAGCUGGACUGGACUGAGUCUGUUCCUCAUCCCGAUGAGCGUGUGGAAUACGAGCUCUGGACCAACAGCAACGACCAGUGUGGGAAGAAGUGUGAUACUCAGAUUGAGUUUCUCAAGAAUUUCAAAGGAGCUGCUCAGAUUCUUGAGAAAGGAGGGCAUACUCAGUUCACGCCGCACUACAUCACCUGGUACUGCCCUGAGGCUUUUACGCUGAGUAAACAGUGCAAGUCUCAGUGUAUCAACCAUGGAAGAUACUGUGCGCCUGAUCCUGAGCAGGAUUUUACUAAAGGGUAUGAUGGGAAAGAUGUUGUCGUUCAGAAUCUACGCCAGGCUUGCGUGUAUAGAGUCAUGAACGAGACUGGUAAGCCGUGGGUCUGGUGGGACUAUGUGACUGACUUCGCCAUCCGGUGUCCGAUGAAGGAUAAGAAGUACACAAAGGAGUGCGCAGACGAAAUUAUCAAGUCACUUGACAUUGAUCUCAAGAAGGUGGACAAGUGUAUCGGAGACCCUGACGCAGAUGUGGAGAACCCAGUUCUUAAAGCAGAGCAGGAGUCCCAGAUUGGCAAAGGUUCCCGUGGAGACGUGACUAUACUCCCAACUCUUGUCGUGAACAACAGACAAUACAGAGGUAAAUUGGAAAAAGGGGCUGUGCUGAAAGCUAUGUGUUCAGGUUUUGAAGAGUCAACAGAACCAGCUAUAUGUCUAACUGAAGAUUUAAACACUAAUGAAUGUUUGGAAAACAAUGGUGGGUGCUGGCAAGACAAAGCUGCCAACAUAACUGCAUGCCGGGAUACUUUUAGGGGAAGACUGUGUGAGUGCCCUACUGUUCAAGGUGUUAAAUUUUCUGGUGACGGCUACACUCACUGCAAAGCCUCUGGAGCUUUGCAUUGUGGCAUCAACAAUGGAGGAUGCUGGAGAGAAACCAGAGGCAGCUACACUUACUCUGCUUGCGUAGAUGAUCAUUCAAAUGGUUGCAAAUGCCCACUUGGGUUCAAGGGCGAUGGAGUAAAGAGCUGUGAAGAUGUGGACGAGUGCAAAGAAAAAAAGGUUUGCCAGUGCCCAGAGUGUAAAUGUAAAAACACAUGGGGAAGUUAUGAAUGCAGCUGCAAGAAUGGUUUGCUCUACAUGCGUGAACACGACACUUGCAUUGGUUCAAACAAAGUUGGAACGACAAAGCUCAGCUGGAGCUUUUUGUGGUUUCUUAUAAUCGCAGUGGGUGUUGCAGGUCUUUCCGGAUAUGCCGCCUACAAAUACAGGAUCAGGAGAUACAUGGAUGCGGAAAUAAGAGGGAUCAUGGCACAGUACAUGCCUUUGGAAAGCCAGCCCAAUCCACGUGGUCCGCAUAUGGAUAUAUGAGUGAAGUUAUCAACACAAAACCAAGAGACUCUCUUAUCUGUAGGAAGCUUCUUCUAUGUUUCUAUGUAAAUGAAUGUAUAAGACUCUGAGAAAAGCCACACAAGAAAUAACUAAGUGUGUCUGCACUUGUUGUAAGGGAUGUGGAUUUGCAGAUGGAAUCCCGCUUUUAUCUGCAUUACUCUUGCAAUGUAUAAUAAGAAAUAAAUAAGUAGUUGAGUUACGUUUAUUUACUAUUGAAACUGUGCUUGAUGUUUA
Brassica rapa (field mustard) is the source of this 2337-nucleotide messenger RNA. RefSeq names its product vacuolar-sorting receptor 1. The record is from RefSeq and is a predicted model, not a curated record. Gene Ontology annotation, molecular function: calcium ion binding. Lineage: Eukaryota; Viridiplantae; Streptophyta; Magnoliopsida; Brassicales; Brassicaceae.